AUGACAGGUGAUUCCUCACCAAUUCCUGGUAACUCAAGCGAUGAACACAUGACUAUUGGAAUCUUCAAACAACCAUUGGCAAACAUCAGGCACCGAAGAGCGGCCAACAAGCGUUUGGAUAAACACGAUCAAAUGCUGAACCACCUUACUCACUCAUUUCACAUCGGGUCGAUGGUAAUCCUCUCCUUCCUUCUUCUGGAGACUCUCCUGAAAGUAAUUGCGAUGGGGAAGAAAAUGCUUCAUCACAAGCUGGAGGUGUUUGAUGCCUUCAUCGUGUCUUCCUCGUGGGUUCUUGACGUCUACUUCUGGCAAGGCAUCUGGGAUCAACCACGAGAAGAAGCUGCCACCUUAUUGAUAUAUAUACUUCCCUGGCGUGUGGUCAGGAUUGUAAAUAGUUUCGUGCUGGUCAUCCAGGAGAAGGACCACGUGCAGUUAAAAAUCAUAAAGCAGAGACUGCGGCUGUCCGCUAAACGGAGUAAGGAGACAACUCUCAAAGCCACAUCAUACAAGACUGAGGUGAAGCAGCUGCAAGGUCUGUGCCGGAAGUACGGGGCUACAGAAAACGAGAUCAACGCAUGCGGGCUAACAGGUCGUAACGGCAGACGCAGGAGCAGCCUGGUGCCAGCCAUGGAGAAAGCCGCCGCCUUGACCCUCAUCAGUGCAUUAGGUUCGCACCCUUCGCUGUACACCAUGGACUCCAGCUCCGACGAUGACCGGACUUCGCUUGACCUCACCAUCAGCAACGACCUCACCUUGCGGUCAACAUACUCAUCUACAACCCUGGACUCAGCAGACGCGAUCUACAUUAUCGACAGGAAGCGGAACAGCGAAGGUUACAUCACCAGUGACAACGAAAGCACAGCAGACGGGCUGGACGAUCCUGUCUUCGAGAGCGAGGACAUGUCAACCCUGAGGCUGGAAUGUCAACGUCUUCAAAACAAGGAUCACGUGGUCUGGCAAUGUGAGACACCUCAGGAGGUGCCAGUUGAGACUGACAGUGGUAGGGAGACCAACAGUGGCUUGGGCAGCAGUCUGAGUUCAAGCUGACGCAAGUAGUCAAGAGGUUUCUCCUGUUUACCAUGAAGUCAUGGCCCAGCAGAAUAGCGUCACUCCACUCUAAAGCUAGUCCCAGACUCUCAGUGACAGUACUGUGAUCCACCAGAAUAAAGGAGAAAACAAAGAAUUUCGUUGGAUUAUCAAAACAUCAUGUGCUGACGUUACAUAAAUCUGCCAUCAGGACUCAUCAGUGAGCGGUGGUUAAUCUACGUCCUGCUAAAACGGACUAAUUCCUAAUGGCGGCUCUACAGUGACAGUAGUAUUGACAGCAGAUCACAGCAAGUGUAAUAUCUUGUCAUCAUGACAGCAAAUCCGGAGCCUGACCUUAACAAUUUCCCGCCCAUUGGAAUAUAUUCCACUGCUGACAAGAGCACAAUGUUUUAUGCUGGAUUCGCUUAUUAAUAUAUUUGUUCAAUAUACUCUUAAAUGACGUCACAAUAUUUACCUAUUUGAGUCGUACAAAAAGCUAAAAUAACCUAUCCCAGCCAUACGACACUGAUUGCCUUGUUUCGUAAAAUACUUGAUUAAAGCGUGGAGUUUUAAAUAUAAGACUUUAAAUGAGUGAACAUAAACAUGGGAGGGGGGAGAGUUAUAAGGAUGAUUUCCACAAAAGAAAUUCUUAGUGACAACCUUUAUUACACAUAAACAUAAUUUGAAUUGUGUAAUUUAUAUUUAUUGUUUAGUAACUGCACGAUACAUUACAGCACUUGCAGAAGGCUGCUAUAGACUACUCAAUUAAAGGACUUCCACUACCAGAUCUCUUGGUCUUGCUUUCUGUGUUCAUGAGGUGAUUGAGAUUCUAAUUUAUUGAUUUUCCUGUUCAAACCUAUUUACAAUUAUCUUUUGACCAAGCUCUAACUCGUUGUGAGGCAGAGAUGCCUUUAAUUAGUCUUAUUGCAUUAUUUCAUCAAGCGUUUCUAGCCGGUAACCACUUCCCGUUCUUAUAGCUAGCUGACUGCCAUUUUGAUUGUUACGUGUGCAACAUUAGUAAAAUUAUAUCGUACUUUAAUAAAUGAGGCGCGUGAACAUCACUUGAUUUUGUUCUGAACGCUUCAUCUAAAGCUUUUUGCUUGACUCUCGUCGUUUCUUCCCUUGCCACUGACAUCACUCUUGACGACAUUGUGACGUAAGAAACUGAGUGUUACAAUGCACGCGCGCCGCCAUACUGCUUUUGUCAGGGAAUGACUCGCUAGCUGUUACCAGUGUUUUGCAGUUUGAUACUUACAAACAUGAUAGUUCAAAAAGACUGUUUUCUAUGUUACCUGCUUUUCCAGACCAGGAUCUAAUACGGGUUUGGAAACUGUUAGCAUACUUCACUUCUUGAGUGCGAACUGAGGAGAGAAGAUGGACCUUACUGGAUAAAAAAAAAGAA
Molecule: messenger RNA, 2428 nt
Organism: Pomacea canaliculata
Lineage: Eukaryota; Metazoa; Mollusca; Gastropoda; Architaenioglossa; Ampullariidae
Exons: 8
Coding region: 1-1047 (348 amino acids)
Biological process (GO): proton transmembrane transport
Cellular component (GO): plasma membrane
Molecular function (GO): voltage-gated proton channel activity
Source: RefSeq, a predicted model, not a curated record